CCCCCAGUCCCAUAGACCCGGCGGGGGCCGGUGGUCGGGCCCGCCGGCGAUCCUCGGCAGCGGAAGAAACGGGCCCCGCGUGUCCGGGGGAGAAGCGGGUACGGCGAAAGAGACGCAGGGGAGGUUUUUAAGGGCAACGUGGAAAGGGGAGUGCUGGGUGUGGCGGCCGAGGAGGGCGGCCGGCGGGGGCCGUGCUUGGGAAACGAGGCGAAGAGCAGAAGGUGGGCGGGCGACCCUCGGAUCUCCCGGGGAUCUCGCCGCCUCUGAGAGCUGUUCACACCUAUGCGCGACUUCGCCGAGGAUCCCGCAGGCGAGCCUUCCGUCCCCCAGCCCGGCCGGCUUACGAAACCGCGGAUCUUGCCCCGGGCGCCGCCUCCUCCUCGGCUCUCCUCUAUGUGAGGUUGCCUUUCCUCCUCCUGCUGGAUGGCGAUUGACCGGCGCCGAGAGGAGGGUGGCGGGGGGGCCCGGCCCCUCCCCGAAGAGAACGGCUCUUUGCCUGCCGGGGAGGCGGACCCGGCCAUUGCAGCUCCGGCCGCACCCCCUGCAGGGGGUCCCUCGGCGGAGAUCCAGAGCCUGCCUCUUCCCACGCCUCCCUCCGGGUCCUGCAGCCCCCUGCUUUUGGAUUACGAUGGCUCCGUGCUGCCCUUCCUGGGGAGCCUGGGCGGCGGGCACCAGAAAACCUUCAUCUUCCUCACCUGGAUCCCCGCGCUUUUCAUCGGCUUCAGCCAGUUCUCGGACAGUUUCCUCUUGGUGCAGCCCAUCUCUUGGUGCAAGGGGACGGAUGGGCAGAGCAACUGGACCGAGUUCCCCCCGCAAACGCCAGCCAGGGGCCUCGCCCCAAGCCCCAGCCCCAGCUACUACAACCACAGCAACCACAGCUACAGUAGGGGGAUCCUGGCCGCCCCGGAACUGCCCACUCCUGAGGGAAAGAACGACAGUUACUGCCACUGCAGUGAGAGGUACCAUCGGAUCCCUGCAGGCCUACAGCAGAAUAUCGUGAGCAAGUGGGAUCUGGUCUGUGACUCUGCCUGGAAAGUUCACAUUGCGAAGUUUUCCCUGCUUGUAGGUUUAAUCUUUGGCUACCUUAUAACAGGAUGUAUCGCUGAUUGGGUUGGUCGUCACCCAGUGCUGCUCUUCUCAGUGUUGCUCAUCUUAAUAUUUGGACUGACAGUGGCCCUCUCAGUGAAUGUGACCAUGUUCAGCACACUCAGGUUUUUUGAAGGGUUUUGCCUGGCUGGAAUAACCCUUUCCUUGUAUGCACUACGGAUAGAGCUCUGCCCUCCUAACCACCGUUUCAUGAUCACAAUGAUAGCAAGCUUAGUAGCAAUGGCAGGACAGUUCCUGAUGCCAGGGUUGGCUGCCCUCUGCAAGGACUGGCAAAUUCUCCAAGCCGUGAUCAUCUGCCCUUUCCUGCUGAUGUUACUGUACUGGUUUAUUUUCCCAGAAUCUCUUCGCUGGCUGAUGGCCACACAACAGUUUGAAGCUGCAAAGAAGCUCAUCCUUCGUCUGACUCACAGGAAUAGAACAAGUGCAGAGUACAAUAUUAAGGGAGUGAUGCCUGAACUAGAGAAAGAGCUUGCCAGGAGACCAAAAAAAGUCUGCAUUGUUAAGGUGGUGGGAACAAGAAACCUGUGGAAAAACAUUGUUGUGCUCUGCAUCAAUUCGCUGACUGGAUAUGGAAUACACCACUGCUUUGCAAAGAGUAUGAUGGGUCAUGAAGAUAAGAUGUCCUUCACCAACAAUUUUUAUGCAGACUAUUACACCAUGGCCAGCAUCACUCUGGUAUCCUGCCUGGCUAUGUGCCCAGUGGUUGGUUUUCUCGGGAGAAGAGGGGGGCUCCUGCUCUUCAUGAUUCUCACAGCACUCGCUUCUCUUUUACAACUGGGCCUUCUCAACUUGAUAGGAAAAUAUAGUCAACUUCCAGACUCAGGUAUGAGUGACACCAUAAAGGACAAAUUCUCCAUUGCGUUUUCCAUCGUGGGGAUGUUUUCAUCGCACGCAGUUGGAAGUCUGAGUGUAUUCUUCUGUGCAGAGAUCACUCCAACAGUAAUAAGGGGUGGUGGCCUUGGCCUCGUCCUGGCUAGUGCAGGCUUUGGGAUGCUGACAGCACCCAUCAUGGAACUUCACAACCAGAAAGGCUACUUCCUCCACCAUGUGAUUUUUGCUUGUUGCACCCUCAUCUGCAUCAUCUGCAUUCUCCUCUUGCCAGAGAGCAAAAACCAGAACCUGCCAGAGAACAUUCCAGAUGGUGAACAUUAUACCCGGCAGCCUCUCCUACCGCAUAAGAAGGGGGAGCAGCCCCUGCUGCUGACGAACUCUGAACUUAAAGAUUACUCUGGCCUCCAUGAUUCGACAACCGUAAAUGAUGGAGUGACCGAGACUGUCACUGCCAACGGGAUGAAAGCAAUGUAGGAGGAAGAGGAGGAGCAUUUAGCUUGCUUCUCGUCCAAGAUUUACAAAGCAUUGAGAAGAAGGGAUGAAUAUACAGGGAAAUUAGACUCUGCUGCUGAAGCCACUUCUAGAAAUCUGUGAUGGGGAUACAAAUUGCUUUGGGGCACAGUUAUGGGGGGAAAUGUAUCUUCAGAAAAACUGGCUGGAGAUCACUGUCCAUUUUUUUCCUGCCAUGAAAUAGUUCUAUUUAUUUUGUUGAGUUUCCCCACGAAAGCACUUUAUUCUGUUCUUCUUCUCUUGUUGACCAUAAACAUGAAGCCAUGUUACUCUCAAGAAAAGCAGCCAUUCCAAGAAAGAAAUCACGAGGUGGUAUGGUUUUGGUUUCAUUUUAUUGUCCAUUUUUGUUUUUAAUAGGGGUAUGAGGCAUCUCUCGCUGCAACAAUGAAUUUGUUGGCUACUGACAUUUUGAGUCAUCUUUUUUUUUCUCUCCAGAUAAUUAAUAUUUCCUCCUUCCAACCUCUCCUAGUCCUACCUACUGUGAAAGUGUGCACGUAAAGCUAAAUUCCAAUCGUGUUUUAAGUAGCAGAAAGAAAAGUUUGGAUCAGAAGCCGUAGGGUAUUUUUAACAGCUCUUAAUCUAGAAGUUGAGGAAUCGACAUGUAAAUUGCUGUUUACAGUAAAAACAAAAAGCACUGCACAAGGAGGUGUUUUUUUUUUCAAGAAGAGGUUAAAUGGAUAGGGUUUUUAAGUGGAAAUAUGUUUAUUGAUGAUUCUUUUAAAUGCCUGCUAAUUAAGAACAAGAAGCCAUUUCAAAACACUCAAUAAUACAAUUAUUUUUUAACUUCAAAAGAAAUAGGUAAUGCUUUUUAGAAAAUUACCUCCAAGCUGAGAAGGGGGGAAAUGAUGGCAAAAUAGUUACUGGCUGUCCCAGAAGCCGUGGGCUGGGAUUCUAGGCAGCCACAACGUCAUCAUACUUGUUCUAAGGAAUGUUUGAUGAUUCUGAUGGAUGACUUAAAGUUCAAAUUUAGGGGGAAAAAUAUAGGCAAAAAUGGGAUUGAAAAGGCCUCUUUAAGAAGACUUUGGAGCACCCUCCAUGUGACAUCCGAGGUAAUUAUUUUUCUAGGUUGCAUAUACUGUCAGCCGGCUACCCUUUUUACUAUAGAAAGCUUACAAAAUGGCCGCCAUAAGUGCACCAACACAAAAGUGCUGUUGUAGGAUUCUUCAUUUUUUUUUUACCCUAUGAUAAAUAAAAGCCAAGACCCAUAUGAUCACUGGGGCUGAAAGCAGAUUCUUAACUCCCUGGUCCUAAGUAUACCUGAAGGUAACUGCUCUUGAAACUCAGCUGCUCCUGCAACAGCUGUGUUUAAGAGCAGCAAGCUAAUGAAACAUAACAUCUCUUCCUUCCUCUUCCCCCUGCUCUUGCUCAAGCCUUGGCUGUUUCAGCAGUGCUUCUUAGGCAAGAGUCACCCAAAGUCAGCUUCAUGCAAGGAGAUCAGUACUUGUGACUAGUUAAACUAUUCUUACUCCCUUCUUUUUAAACUAACAUCACCAUCAUGAGACCGAUUGGCCAACAUGACUGCCAUUUUAAAUCACAGCAGCCAAUGUGGUGAUGUGUAGAGCUCUUCACUUGGUGGCCAUUUUGUUUGAUGUAUAUUUUGCAUUUGUGGGUAAAGUGUUAGGGACCCACUUUUGUGCACCCCUCCUUGUUAUGCCCCUUCUUUCUCACUUUCUUUUUUUCUUUCUGUAUAUCGUCUGCUGACUUCUUCAUAUAUUUUCUUCCUUCUCCUGUCAGACUUGUUUUGUGUAGAUCAGAGGUGGGGAACAAUGGCCCCUUUAUGACUUGUGGACUUCAACUCCUAGAAUUCCUGAGCCAGCCAUGAAAGGGCCAUUGUUCCCCAUCCCUGAUGUAGAUAUAGACCUGCAUCCAGUAGCAAGUAUCACACAGCUUCCAAUGUUGAUAGUACAAAUGGUUCUGCAGAAGAGAUGAGACUUUUGAAAUACUUGAAAAGAGAAAUAAUUGUCAUAAAGCUGCUAACUCUCAUACACAGAAUGAAAAGCAUGGGGAAAUCCUUUGUAAACUCUAUGAGGAGGGAAACAUAAAGCAACUGGGUUGCCCAGCAUCACGAGUCUGGGUUUCCCUCUAAAGUUGCUAGUGCUGGGUUCACCUCAGUAGAACUUGUUUUUCCAGCCCCCUUUUUUUGCACACUCUAGUAACCUGGUUUUAACAACAUGGCUACCCCAUCUCCAUUAAUCUUUGACAUCACAUUGAAAAAAUAAGGCCCUUUGAAUUGUGCAGUAUUCAUGUGCCAAAUUUGUGUGACGCCUUUUGCCUUUUAUAUGAUGCUUGUUAUUAAGUGAUAUGUCAGGAACAGCAAGUUUCUAGUAUAAAUUUAUUUUUCAGUGGAGUGGGGCCUUGUGUUUUUUUGGGGAGGGGGAUUUAUUAUUGACAUCCAGGCUCCAAGUAGACACAGAGCACUUUUGCGGUCUGUAUGCUGUGGAGUAGCUUUUUUUAAUUCCCCACUCCUGUAAAUAUGGUCUUUACUACAUGCACUAAGAUAGGGAAUUUCUUGCAUUUUAUCAUGGUUCAGAGUCCCUGUUGUGUUCAUUCUGUCACCUACAAUCCUCACCACUUUCUGAUGUGAUGCUCCUUAACUUUACAAACAAGCAGAGAAAGAGAGCAAACGGUUGGAGAUUGUAUAUUGUAAGACAAGAGGAGCACUUGGUGAUUUUUUUUAUAAAAAAAAGAUUUGUUUUUAAGAUGUGCUCUUUUAUUAUUUUGGUCUGAAUCUGGUAUUUGGAAUUAAUGUGUUGUUAUUCGUGCACAAGUUUUCCUGCAAUUUGCCUCACUGAAGACUAUCGACUGAGUCCUAAUAGCAUUUUUGUUGAAGAGAAUUUUGUAGAACAUGUUUCUAAUAAAUUAUGUUGCACACCUAAAUUUAAAUUAUUUUUGGAUGAAGUAAGUGGGCAUAAAAUUAUCUGCUGGACCACAGGACUCUACUGAAUGAGCUCAAGUGCAACCCUAGAUUCUGAAGGCUACUCAUAGAGUUUGACCUACCUGAACUUUGAUCCAUUUUCAAGGACUCACAGAAGUUUGUUACAGUUGCAGCGUGGUAGGUCUCUGCUGCUAUCUCCUCCAAUAAUAAACUGCACGUUGCUGGAGGCUUGCUCAUAGCAAACCAUUGGCAAUAUUUUUCCAUAGCAUCCCAUUGAAGUAUUCUUCUUAAGACUGGACUACUACAUACUUGGCCCCCAGGUUGUUUCUGGAAAAUCAACUACUUAUCGCAGCCUAUCAAGCAUUUGGACAGAUCUUCUGUUUUUUACAGCUUUACCAUCGUCCAUAGAUGUUGGCAGCAGUCUCUAAUAUAGAACUGAUUACACGCACACAACCAGAAGUCUGUAACUUUGACAAACUGUCAGGCAGCCACCACACAGGACUUGGCUAUAUUUAUUUAUUGGGCUUUAUUCUGGCCAUAAUAAAUUACAAAUCAAGCAAAGCGUUUUGAUGUUUUAGUUUUUCCAGUGUGUGAAACGUUGCAGGUAUGUGGUGUACAGCUUCAUUCUUCUUGUUAAGUCUGAAAAACAGGUUUUACGGUCUUUCUGCUCUUCAAAACUGAAUGGAGACCAACAAGAAUGAGCCAUGUGCCACAAGGAUCCUUCUCCACCAUACCAUCUAAGCACACAACACUGUCUUAAACUGGCUGGCGUCUGGUUUUUUUUUCCCCCUGUUGUUUUGAAUGGUAAGCCAGUUUGAAUGUUCGGUUGGGACAGAAUGGCAAUACAUGUAUUAAAUCCAGGUUUUAAAAAAGAGUUUAAAAUAUUGUUCUCUAAUAGGAAAAGGCUGAUCAACAAGAACACCGUCACCCAUUGGAAAUGGAAAUGGGAGUGUGUCAUCUGGCCACUCCUUUCAAUGGGUCUAGGUUCAGUAGAUGUGGUAGGAAAUUGUGCCUGCACAUAUACUGCAGCAUCAGUAUGGUUCAACUGACACUACCAUACUCAUGUUAUACUGUGAGAAUGGCUUAAAAAUGAUCGUUUUAAGACUGAUCAUGUAUCCGAUGCCAUUUUGUCCUGUGGAAACCAAGCAACAACACACCAGUGCCACCACGGCCUUUCCCUGCAGCAGCCUUGAAGCUUAACAGUCUGAAGAACCACAGAACGUGCUCUUGUCAGAUCAGCUUCUGCUGCAUCAUCUACAAGCUGUUGCAAUGGGAUGUACAAAAGGGAAUGCUCUCUAGUUGCACAGAUUCCAAGACCAGCUUUAGCACAAGAAUGCCUGAAAACUGACUGCUGCAGAACACAGAUCAAAUCCUUGGUUCUUGCCAAAUUUAGGAAGGGAAAUGGCAUCUCUUGUUUGGCAAUUUCAUAGAAAACCAAAGGAGAGAGAUCUUAAGAACCAUGGCCACCAGACCUUCCAGCUAAGAAGCCCUAGCAGGCUGCCUGAUCCUGGAGGAAAAAAUAAAUAAAUCCUCAUAUUUAUCUAAACAGGGAGACCAUCAGUAUCUGUUCUGUCCACUUCCAUUUUUCUACUUCUGUUUUCGGUAAUUCAAGUUCAGCCAUUUUUUGGGAGGUAUAUUUGUAGCCUUGAAAAUAAUUUAUUAGAAACCUUUUUAAUAGCAAGAAAGCUCAGAUCAAAAUUGGACAUUCCAAGACUUUCUGUGCCAUUUAUCAAAACUUUUUGAAAAUGGUGCAGAGAACCUUGUUAUGGGGUCAUUGUAAGAAUGAAUUCUUGUGAAUAUUCUGAAUUGUUGGCUCAGUUUUGUUUUGUUGUUUCAAUUACCAACUAUUUAUGUCGCCAGAUCCUAAAGCCAAACUAAAGAGAAAAAAAGUCACCAAAUUCAGAAGUGCCAUUAAAAAUGAACUCUGAAUGUCAUAUCAAGUUGCAUCUAUAGCUGGGACAGAAAGACAACAAGUGUUGAAUAUGGUUCACACUUGAUUUU
This is a messenger RNA of Notechis scutatus (mainland tiger snake), 7324 nucleotides long. It is a transcript of the gene SLC22A23, whose product is annotated as solute carrier family 22 member 23. Gene Ontology annotation, biological process: transmembrane transport. NCBI's taxonomy places the organism in Eukaryota, Metazoa, Chordata, Lepidosauria, Squamata, Elapidae. The record is from RefSeq and is a predicted model, not a curated record. Gene Ontology annotation, molecular function: transmembrane transporter activity. Gene Ontology annotation, cellular component: membrane.